AUGAGCGAUUCGGUAGCAGACUCCGAUCAAAUGCUCAAGAAGAGGAGCAACCAACCCUUGAUAGGUCAAACAUCGGAAUCAUUGCCUUCGCAGCUGUCGUCAUCGUCCUCGCCGUCGGAUUUUGGUUCUGGCACUGGAGACGCAAAUACAGACGUCCAUCAAACGUCCAAUGUGACCUCGACGAGCAGCGUUCCGAGGCGGCCUCAAAUCAGCGAGCUUAUGGCACACGUUUCGACAACUCAAACACGCAACGAGCAGCAUCCGGCUCAAAGCAUGGGAAGUCCACCGCGGAAGAGGAGGUGUGUUAGCGCGAGUCCGAUUGUACUUGCGCGUACUCGAUGGACCUCACCCGAUCGCUUCAUUCCUUCACGACCGAACCAUGACAAGGCCACUCCUUUCCUGACCAGCAAACCCCCUUCUAGUCUCCAUCGAAGAGAACUAUAUGGUAGAGCGAGAGACCCAGCUGCAGACCCGUUCCGUUCGCAGACUGAGAGCAGGUCGCAGGAGACUGCAAAUCGUCGAACUCCCAGCACCGCUUACGGCCUGCAUCCCCCUCGUUAUAUGCCCUCCUUCGUUCAUGGCGUUGAUGCUGGUCCGGUCAAUAUCGAUCCCCGUCGUGGACCGGAUGCUCUCCGGCACACAAGCUGGGGAGGGUUCUGGACCGUGGGCGGUGCAAGUGCUGCACAGUUUGGCCAACUGCGCGGUGUACCAACCGGUUCUGGACAGAGAAUUGCGAGCGGUACCAAUGCGCCAAUGCAUACACCUGCUUUUCUAGACGCACCUACCCACGCUGAUCUGCGAUCAGCCCAUGAGAAUCGACUAGCCCUCGCCUUGGAAAUCGACCAGGCUGCAAGAAUACUAAGUCCGUCACGUGGAACAUCCCACACAUCGGGCACUCCAGCAGCUCAUGAUCAGGCAGUGAGGUGGCGCGACUGCGCCUGGGGCCGACAUCACGCCCACAAAGCACCGCUUCCGAAAAGUAUGGAAACCCGCAGGACUGAGAAGGUCAUCCCAACAGUCCCAUUUCGUGUGCUCGAUGCCCCACACCUCAAAGACGACUACUACUGCUCGAUUCUUGCAUAUUGUUACACCUCGCACACAUUGGCUGUAGCAUUGACGCACAAAGUCUACCUUUGGACCGAAGAGUAUGGGGUACGCUGUCCACCGCUUCCACCAUCUCGUUUGUCCAAUUUCGUGACAUCUUUGGCCUUCUCCUCUGACGAAGGCUCCAAGUCCAUCCUUGCUGUGGCUCGUCAUAGCGGUGAUGUGAUCCUCUGGAGUCUGCUGGAAACACGCCCUCGCUUUGAGGCUCCGCAUCCGUGUCCUGCGUCUUGCGUGGCCUUCAGACCAGCAGUCACCCUGCGCCAGUCUAGCAAGUCCGCAAACAUCGUGCCGUGUGAAGACCUGAUCAUCGGAGACGACUCUGGUCGCAUCUACUACUACUCAAUUGAGUGGCCGGAAUUCGAGCCGGGAUCCAUGACAUUACUGCUCAAGCUCGAUGCUCACGCUCAAAAUAUUUGUGGAUUGGCAUGGGCUCCAGAUGGUGAGGCAUUUGCCAGCGGUGGCAACGACAAUGUUGCUCUCUUGUUCACAACCGAAAGCAUUCUCAUGCGAGCGGCACAGCAGGAGGGAAUGGAAGAACAAACAUCUACUAUCGAGCCUCGUGGCAGUAGGAUCUCGAUAAGUGCCGUGGAAACUGGACCGAUGACACCCCCGACCUCGCCUGAGCGCAGCUACAUUCAAGGGACUCACCCGAACCUCAGUAUAUUCGAGCAGCCUAUCGAUACAACUUAUGAACGCGGCAUGCCUCCAAGCCGUCCUCAGUCUGCAGAAGGAAUGGCGCAAAUACCCCAAGCUCGUGGUAAGCAGCAGGAGCGCAUGGAUGCACUUCCUGCACUGCAAAACAGCCUCGUGAACCCAGCCAUACCGGGCUUUCCGAAUAUGCAAACUUUCACAUUAUAUCACGCCGCUGCAGUCAAAGCCAUGGCAUUCGCCCCUUGGCAGGCCAGUUUACUAGCCACAGGUGGAGGAAGUAAUGACCGACAGAUCCACUUUCACCAUACAGGUUCGGGCGCUGCUCUCGCAGUCAUCAACGUUUUUGCCCAAGUCACAAGCCUGGUGUAG
Messenger RNA from Cyphellophora europaea CBS 101466, 2124 nucleotides. RefSeq lists its product as uncharacterized. The record is from RefSeq and is a predicted model, not a curated record. Lineage: Eukaryota; Fungi; Ascomycota; Eurotiomycetes; Chaetothyriales; Cyphellophoraceae. Gene Ontology annotation, cellular component: anaphase-promoting complex. Gene Ontology annotation, biological process: positive regulation of anaphase-promoting complex-dependent catabolic process; anaphase-promoting complex-dependent catabolic process; positive regulation of ubiquitin protein ligase activity. The transcript has 2 exons. The coding region runs from base 1 to 2124 and encodes 707 amino acids. Gene Ontology annotation, molecular function: protein binding; ubiquitin ligase activator activity; anaphase-promoting complex binding.